ACAUGUAUGCCUUAUUAAUGUUGAAGUUAAUUUCAUUGUUUAUUUCAACAGUACGCAAUAUUUAAAAUAUAUGGCAGAAUUUUUUAAAGGUGAAAUUGCCGUUUUAAAUUCAAUCAUCAUAUAUCACUGUGCAUUAAGACUCUUUCGUCUCUUUCGCCAUUUACUGAUCGCUUGGAAUGUAACAAGAGCAUUUCAUUGUUUUUUUUAGAGAUGCAUCUCAUUGUGUAAAUGUGGCGACUGCCUUUAUGACGUCACUCCGUUUGGCGUAAGGUGCAGCCGAGCGUCUCCGAAUCCACCCGAAGUGUUCCGAACCGUCCGUCCAGCCGGACUGUUGGAAUCAGCCGCAGCAACGCCAUGUUGAGUCUCCAUCAGAAAAUCUUGAUGAUCACUAUGAGAAAUUCCUUCAAUACGACUCGCUGAUGUGAUGUUAUCGAGCAAAACGGAGGUCAUCUGAGGACAAGGAGAGCGUAAGAAAAUUUCGACCAGGGUGGCAGGAGGGGGAUACGAACCCUCUUACCGUCCCCAUGCAUAGAGCACCUACAGCUCCCGACUUCAGUGAUAAAAUGACUAUUUUGUUCUACUAACAGCCAGAUCUGAUGAAUCAAGUCCAUGGCAUAAGAAUAAAUAUACACGUUCCGGCCUCCGUAGAGAGAAGAAACGGUCAGAAAUCUUUAGAACGCGUGACCGUUUGCAGCUGCGUAUUGUUUGUUUUUGUUUAAAUUCCUGCAAUGAGUUUGCCACAGAAAGUCGUCCCGAAACCGACUGGACCUGUAACCGGACCGGCACCGCCAACUCAGCUCCGAGCAGCGCUGACCUCCGUGUCGUUACCACCGGGAGCUCAGAGCGCUGUUCCGCCGCCAGCCGUGCCGCCAACCCAGAUCCCUGGAGGACCGUUAUCACUCGAGGAACGCAUGUUCUCUGCCCACUCUGGGUUGACUGCUGUCUACAGUGUAUCUAGACACCCCGGCUCUCCAUAUGACCUUAGCAAAACCCACUCAAGCCUGGCGGGUACCCCUCCUGGCCAUGCCACAUCCCAAGCCCUCUCUCAGGUAUCUGUCUCUGCGCCCCCAUCAUACCGCUUCCUCAAGGGCUGGGAGACGGCCGGAAUGCCUUCAUAUAACCCAGCUCAAAAUGCAGGCUCCGCCCCCCUGAUGUUCUCUCCACAGACGCAGCAAAUGAACGUACAGCCACAGACUCGGCCGUUUGUGACCGGGCCUCGGCCGACCCACCAUCAGUUCCUCCACCGGACUCAGAUGCAAACAGCACGGCCAAACCUCCCUACCAACAGCCCUUCCAUUCGGCCAGGCUCGCAGAACCCCACGGCUUCAGUUUAUCCCCCCAACCAGCCCAUUAUGAUGGCCAUGACCAUGCCCUUCCCACCCCAAACACCCCAAUACUACAUUUCCCAGUAUCGUCAUAGUGCACCCUACGUGGGACCCCAGCAGCAGUAUGCCAUCCAGCCACCAGGGUCUGGAACUUUCUACCCAGGACCCGGACCUGGGGAAUACCCCACUCCUUAUGCUACCGGGCCACCAUAUUACACUGGCCAGACAGUGUACCCCCCUUCCCCACCUAUCAUAGUGCCUACACCACUGCCACCUCCACUAGCGAAGCGUGAAAAGAAACCAACCUCCCAGAUCCGGAUCCGAGACCCCAACCAGGGUGGAAAAGACAUUACAGAGGAGAUCAUGUUUGGAACCCGGAAUCUCACUCCUCCUGGCGGGCACCCCGCAUCCACCUUAAACCCACCUGCAUGCCGCCCCUCUUCAACACCAACCCCGCCCUCAGGACACCUAUCCUCCACGCCCACUCCUUCACAGCAAAGCAACUGUCAGACACCAGAACAAAUGGCAUAUAUCAACCCACCUCAAAGACUCCGCUCUGCACCCAUGGAAAGCAAGCCCAGCCUAGAUGACAGGCCAAAUAAGAACCCCAUACAGUCUGAAUCUCCUGGACCCAGGGCUUCAGAGUCCUCUGUAGAGAAGAGUGAAGCCUUAAGUCUUCCAUUAUUAAAGACUUCUUCUCCUGAGGUGGCCCCAGCUUCCUCCAAUGUUCCUUCCAAUUCUUCAAGUGGCUGCGUUAAACCAACUGCUGCAGGAGAACCUGAACGUUUUUCUCCAACAACCACCACUGCUCUAACACAUCGGGUCAUCUCUGGGGAGGAAUCUUUUGCAGAAACUUCUAGUAUGUCUACUUUGCCCUCACCGUCCCUCAGUGGUCUCGCAGAGUCUCAAACGGCUUUACCAAGCUAUGAAGAACCUGAAGAAGCCCUGGCUCAGAUGCCAACCCAGGGUGCCUCAUCCACAGAGGAGUCCAGUCAAGAUGUACCAGUGGCCGUGGAGGAACUCCAGACAGAGCAUCUCACUUCACUAGCUGCACCUGUGCCCUCAAUAACUACUGUGCAGGCAUCUUCAAGUACCUCUAUCACCUCUUCUAUUCUUGCCCCACCACCUGGUUUGGCACCACUAGCACAGUCUGCCACCACCGAGGCACCAGAGCUGAACGAGACCUCAGAGGAUGUCCAAAAGGAGGACACUUUAGUAUCACAGACUCCGAACAACUCUAGAAAGCUCAUUCCCACAGCCCAAGCUGUUUCUGAUGUACCAAAGUCUUGGAAGAAAACAAAUGAAGAAAGUACGAUUGUGGAAACACUACAGAAUGAGAAUGAGGAUGAGGCAUCUAAGGAUGACUCUGCAGGAGAGGAGACGGUCUUACAGCCAGCCUUAGAGACCGACAGCAGUCCCUUUCCAAUGCCUGAGCACCAAGAGAAUCUCUCAGAGGAGAACGGUGAGACCGAGACAGAGUCCUUGCGGAACGGUGUGGAGACGGAGAGCACAGACAGUGGUGUUACGCUCGGGGACAGCAGGGGGUCUAUGUGUUCCCCCACUCCACUCAUGCAGGACGGUCUUGUGCAAUCUAAUGGCAAGAAGCAGUAUGACCGGGACUUCCUGUUGAGCUUUCAGUUCAUGCCCGCCUGCGUGCAGAAGCCAGAGGGACUGCCUCAAAUCAGUGAUGUGGUGCUAGACAAGAUGAAUCCAAACAAGCUGCCGCUGAGAUCGGUGGAUACCAGGCUGAUUUCUAGGGGUCCCGAUUUCACUCCCGCUUUUGCUGACUUCAGCAGGCAAAUAUCAGGAGGACGUGGAGCUCCAGUUUUAAAUGUGCGGCGGCUCCCACCACGCAAGAUCAUUGUAAAUGUUUCCGUUAAUGAUGACAUCCAGCUCAAGAAGGCAGAGAAUGCUUGGAAACCUGGGAUGAAGAGAGAAAGCCUCACGGAAGAGCCAGAGGCUAUAAAAACUCAGGAGUUGUUCCGGAAAGUUCGUAGCAUUCUGAACAAGCUCACACCCCAGAUGUUCAAUCAGCUGAUAAAGCAGGUGACGGAUCUCACAAUCAACACGGAGGAGAGGCUCAAAGGAGUCAUUGACCUUGUGUUUGAGAAGGCCAUCGAUGAGCCCAGCUUCUCUGUGGCUUAUGCCAACAUGUGUCGCUGCCUGGCCACGCUAAAGGUGCCCACGACAGACAAACCCAAUACAACAGUAAACUUCCGGAAGCUGCUACUGAACCGGUGUCAAAAGGAAUUUGAAAGGGACAAAGUGGAUGAUGUUGUACUGGAGAGGAAAGAAAAGGAGCUAGACUCUGCCACAUCAUCCACAGAAAGGGAAAGACUUCAAGAGGAGUUUGUGGAGGCGAAGGACAAGGCCCGCCGUCGCUCCACGGGAAAUAUCAAAUUCAUCGGCGAGCUGUUCAAGCUCAAGAUGUUGACGGAGCCCAUCAUGCAUGACUGUGUGGUCAAGCUGCUCAAAAACCAUGAUGAUGAGAGCUUAGAAUGUCUUUGCAGACUCCUCACCACCAUUGGUAAAGACCUUGACUUCGAGAAAGCCAAGCCCCGUAUGGACCAGUACUUCAACCAGAUGGAGAAAAUUGUGAAAGAGCGCAAGACAUCGUCACGGAUACGGUUCAUGCUUCAGGAUGUGAUAGAUCUGAGACUGCAUAACUGGGUGUCCCGGAGGGCAGAUCAGGGCCCCAAAACAAUAGAACAGAUCCAUAAAGAGGCCAAGCUGGAGGAACAGGAAGAGCAGAGAAAAGUUCACCAGCAGCUUUUGUCUAAGGACAUCAAGAGAAGGCCAGAUCAGCGAGAUCAACGAGAUCAGCGCCCGCAGCGGGAAGAGACAUGGAAUACUGUGCCCACCACUAAAAACAGCAGGACCAUCGACCCCACGAAAAUCCCCAAGAUCUCCAAGCCUCAAAUCGAUGAAAAGAUUCAGCUGGGUCCACGAGCUCAGAUCAACUGGAUAAAGGGUAGCAGUGGUGGAGCCAAAACCAGUGACUCUGAGUUGGCGCGCUCUGCCGGUAGCACACCGAACCGUUAUUCAGCACUGCAGUCAUCCACGAAUCAUCCCAGCUCACCUCCAGUCCAGAGCUCCGAUUCUGAUUCCAAACGCUCACUUGGACGUCGAGGCAGCACUGGUCGUGAGCGCAGUGACAAGCCUGUGAGUUUAGGGCCAUCUCGACCAGGACUCUUUAGCAGAGGGAGCAGCAAUAAGGAGCUGACAGACAGCACGGCUCCUGAGGAAUCACGCAGAGAGGGGCCCGACUCGCAACCCACACCUCGCAAAUCCAGCAUCUCGGAGGACAAGAGUGAGGCAGAUAACAGCAGAGCCACAGAGACAAAGGUGAAAUCAGAGCCGCUGGUCACUAACGUUUCAGAGAAUCCUGUCCUGACAGAGGAGGACAUUGAGAGGAAAUCCAAGUCCAUCAUCGAUGAGUUUCUGCACAUUAAUGACUAUAAGGAGGCAGUGCAGUGCGUAGAUGAGAUUGAGCAGCCCUCUUUGCUGUGUGCGUUUGUCCGUAUGGGUCUGGAGUGCACACUAGAGCGCAGUCAGAUUGCCAGAGAACACAUGGGACUGCUCUUCUACCAACUUAUUCAGAAGGGCAUCCUACCCCAUUCUCAACUCUACAAAGGGUUUUCAGAGAUGCUGGAGCAGGCUGAUGAUAUGGCCAUAGAUAUUCCUUUCAUUUGGCUUUAUCUGGCUCAGCUGCUCUGUCCACUUCUUAGAGAGGGAGGAAUCGCCAUGAGUGAGCUGUUCAGUGAGUUAAGUAAACCGCUGCUCCCUGUGGGAAGAGCUGCCAUCUUAUUUUCUGAAAUACUGCACCUACUAUGCAAACAAAUGAGCCAUAGGAAAGUUGGAGACUUGUGGAGGGAGUCAGGGCUCAACUGGAUCGACUUACUGCCUGAGGGAGAGGAUCUUAAUGACUUCAUCUCACAACAGAAAUUAGAGUUCACCGUGUCAGACUGCUCCUCUACUUCUCCGGCUCCAGCUAAACCCAACCUCACUCUUGAGGAGCUCUUCAAACAACUGGAGCACCUUCUACUAGAGGACAUGGCUAGUGAUGAGCAGAUAUUUGACUGGGUCGAGGUUAAUUUGGACGAAUCUCAGAUGAGUUCCUCUUCAUUUUUGCGAGCUUUAAUGACCGCUGUAUGUAAGGCAGCAGUAAAAGAUGAGAACACUUCCUGUAGAGUGGACACUGCUAUUAUCCAGCGACGCCUGCCUAUAUUACAUAAAUAUCUUAACUCCAAUACUGAGCGGCAGCUACAAGCACUAUAUGCUCUCCAGGCUUUGAUCGUCACCCUAAAUCAACCACCUAAUCUACUCCGAAUGUUCUUCGACUGUCUUUACGAUGAGGACGUUAUUUCCGAGGAUGCUUUCUACCAAUGGGAAACGAGUAAAGACCCCGCGGAACAGCAGGGAAAAGGAGUAGCUCUAAAGUCGGUCACCGCCUUCUUCACCUGGUUACGAGAGGCGGAGGAGGAGUCUGAGGAUAAUUGACAUAAGCAGGUGCCGACGCCCAGAGGCCCCCUACUGACCCAAACAAUGAACUGCAACUAAAGAAGACAAGCUAUAGACAAACUUAACUCCUGCAGACACAGAAAUGGCCAACGUGCUCUGCAGGAUGUCUUUGAAACACUUGGACAUCUUGAGCUGGAACCUUCGACAACAUGGAGGGAAUGCGAAUACUUGUACCAUAUAUAUAGAAAAUAUUUUUGUUUUAAAGUUUGACUUUUUUUUUUCUUUUGUUACUUUUAAAACAAGAGACUUAAAUAGGUUCUGAACUCUUUAAUUUAUUAUUUUUUUAAAAGACUGCAAAUAUGGAGUUCUAUUUAACAUUUGCAGGCAAGAAGAACAUUGAUAGGAAUAACGGAAUGAACAUGUUGUAUAUCAAUAAUAUGAAUUUUGUUUAAUUGUAUAAGCAGCCAACCUGGAUUUCAUGUGAUUCUCCUUAAAACAGGGUAAAGAUUUCACCUCCAAAAGAAAUGAACAAAUAAAAUGUUUUCUGAAUGGGAAGGAGACUGAUAAGAUUGCUCAUGUUUUAAGCUACCUACCCAUCACUGAUCCUUCUGCUUUAGGCUUGCUCAGUGACCUUUCCAAAUAACAAGCGUAAGACAGAGAAUAAAAAUGAAAAUGCAUCCUGCACAGAAUGAAAAUAAUAAACACCUUUCAAUCAACAUGUAACUACCUGUAUGCAUUGAAGGUGAAAUGCAAGCACUAUUGCAAGUCAGAACAUUGCCAGGAUUUCUCAGUGUUCUUGUAAUGAAGACCUGCAGAGGACAUGUAAAGCUUGUAAAUACAUUAAAGACGGAAA
Molecule: messenger RNA, 6639 nt
Organism: Xyrauchen texanus (razorback sucker)
Lineage: Eukaryota; Metazoa; Chordata; Actinopteri; Cypriniformes; Catostomidae
Gene: eif4g3a
Product: eukaryotic translation initiation factor 4 gamma, 3a
Exons: 34
Coding region: 729-5825 (1698 amino acids)
Cellular component (GO): eukaryotic translation initiation factor 4F complex
Molecular function (GO): mRNA binding; protein binding; translation initiation factor activity
Source: RefSeq, a predicted model, not a curated record